Molecule: messenger RNA, 507 nt
Organism: Rhinocladiella mackenziei CBS 650.93
Lineage: Eukaryota; Fungi; Ascomycota; Eurotiomycetes; Chaetothyriales; Herpotrichiellaceae
Exons: 1
Coding region: 1-507 (168 amino acids)
Source: RefSeq, a predicted model, not a curated record
AUGGGGCACGACAAGAGACUUUCCUCAGACAUCCUCAUUUCCAAUCUCGAAUCUGAACCAAACGGGAACAUCAAUCCAAAUUCGUUAGCACCGUCGCCAAUCCUCACACAGCUGCUCAGCAUGUCUCCGCAAAAACAUCACCACGGCCAUUCACACAACCCUCGACACCAAAACCACGACUCAAACCUCCGCUCUUACCACCACAACCAUCCUGUCCACCCGUCCAACGAUGAAACUAACACUGCAGCCUUCAUCUCGACCAAUCCCACGACUAACCUACACGCGACAUCCUGCACUAAACUCAUGGGCGACCCCAAGGGCGCCAUGCACGGCGUGGCAGGAAGUUUGCCAGCGGCCACGGGCACCGUGCUAAGAAAUAAGGACAUGCAGGAAAAGUGGUAUGAGAAGAUGAGCCAGGAAGAUCAACAGCUUGCCGCGAAAGGUGGGAAGCCACCAGUUGGCACGAAGACGAGGGAUCGGGUCAUUACUGAGCCUUCAUCCCAGUAA